CCGCUGAUAUUUGACAUAUUUGAUGGGACGUUGAGAUCAUGUGACGUUGCCAUGGAUAUAGGGAGUCAGUUACUGGGUAGUAGUUGCACACCUCAUACGGGGGGAAUGUGCCAGACUGUCUGCAGACACAGAAGAACAUUUACACCAUCCUGACCGACACGGAACAGCUGAAGGACUUUCAAAAUGCCAAAGAAAAGUGAUACAGCAAAAUUAGCAGAAGUGGGUAUAGAGAUUGAAGGAAUAGAGAGUGCUGAGGAAGACAAGAAAGGCAAAAAGAAAGGCAAAAACAAUAAAGCAGCUGUAGGCAAACAGAGUAAAGCAGCUGCCAGCGAGGACGGUGGGGACGAGGACGAAGAGGCUGAUCCCCCUAGAGGUCGCAAGGCAGCCAACAGAAAGAAAGCAGCUCCAAGGGGGGCCUCGGAGGACGACAGUGAUUAUGACAUUCCUCCAAAGAGGUGCGCAGGGAAUCGGAAGAGAGGAAAGCCAGCGGGAGCCAAAAGCAAGAGAGGCAAAAGUGCCAAGAAGAAGAGCAGUAGGUAUGGUGGUUUAGAAACAACUGAAACUGCUUCUGUUUAAUGAUAUUAUUGCAAAACAGUUCAUUUUUAAAAUAAUCAUUUUCUUGUGGGAGGGACUAUAUUAUUAAGUAAAGAACAGCCAGAGCAGUUGGUGCAACAAACCUAUGAGCUAGGAACAAUUUCUCUAUUUUCUAUUUUAGCAAUGAACUAACAAGCAAAUAUUUCUUCAUCAUUGUCCAAUCAACAAAACACUCACUUUGUUUUUUAAUGGUUUGGCUUUACAUGCAUAAUUGAUUAUGCAUGUAAAUAUUCAUUUAUGGCCAAAAUAUUCUUUAAAUGAACUAUACUUAUUGCAUUAUUCCAUGAUUGCUUCUUCCCUCCCACCCCUGCGCGUCCCCACUAUCCCAGUGAGGACUCAAAGUGGUGAGUGGGUGUGGUGGGUGAUUUGAUUUUUAAGGAGUGAUUUGAAAAAAUUUAAUGUGUUGAUUUAGUUUUUGUGUAACUUGAACUGU
Messenger RNA from Pangasianodon hypophthalmus (striped catfish), 1027 nucleotides. Its product is annotated as transmembrane channel-like protein 2-A. Bases 184 to 576 code for a protein of 130 amino acids. Lineage: Eukaryota; Metazoa; Chordata; Actinopteri; Siluriformes; Pangasiidae. The transcript has 3 exons. The record is from RefSeq and is a predicted model, not a curated record.